AUGUGCUUCUUUAUAUUCUCCGUUCCAAUACUUGUCAUCGCCACCAUUGUGUUUUCAUCCAGAUCCAUAUCAUUAUAUCGCUGGUUGCGCCCUAAGCUUGCAACUUUCAAUUACACUUUUGAAGCUUAUGUUGAUAUUACUGAAAGUGUGCCAUACCCCCGCUACCCGUGGAACUAUAAUUCAAUGGAUGAAUAUUUUGCUUUGGAAAGGGAUGAUACUCAGAAGAAGGAGUAUGAUUUGGAUAUGCUUGAAAGGCGUAAGAAGGACAUUUUUAUAAAUGUUUUGAUCAAUCCGACUUUUACGGUUGGUUAUCUACCUUAA
This is a messenger RNA of Meloidogyne enterolobii, 321 nucleotides long. The record is from the annotation of a GenBank genome assembly. NCBI's taxonomy places the organism in Eukaryota, Metazoa, Nematoda, Chromadorea, Rhabditida, Meloidogynidae.